GUCCUUAUCGUCGGCAGCAAGUUGAAGGGCGUGGUCUUCAUCCAGAGCAGACUCCAAGGUCCUCAACACCGUAUCACGAACAACUUGGCACACAGUCAUUAUCUGGCACAUUCAUGGGUCGAGAUGAUGUUGUCAGCCCCGCUCCUAAAGUGGGCGUGAGAUACAAGCCUAGAGAUAGAGAACCUACAACAUAUGUUGAGCGAUUACAAAGACUCAGCUCAGACGCACCGCGGACUCACAAGCAUAAAAAUGUGUAUGUUGGUCCUCCUCAAAAAGAAACGUACAAAUCACCACGGCUAUACUCCCCAACAACCAGACAUCAGCCGUAUCCUAAGCAACGUCAAAGGUCAUCAGCAGUUGACGAGAUGGAUGAAAAGUCAGGGUUGAGUGACCUGAGCUCCUGGAACGUUUCUGAUGAUGUCAAGAAUAUUCUACAGAGACAGGACAGCCUGGAGGGGGAUGCGGGCAGAUCAACAGAUGAUGAUAUCAGCAUCGCAGGUUUGGAGUAUGACGAUUACGCAGUGUCAGUAGAUAUCAAAGAACUGGAAGAAAUAGCAUCUGUUAGCAGUGGCAGUGUCUUGAGUAAUAUAGACUGGGGAGCUGUGGAUAGGAUGAUAGCUGAUGUGCACUGAGAAGUCGGGGUAAAAGACAGAUAAGUACUAUUCUCGUAUUAGCAUCUGAGCCACUGUGGAAUGCCACUGCUGUGGAAUGCCACCGCUGUGGGAUGCCACCACUCUGGGGUGCCACCACUAUGGACUACAACCAUGGUAGCAUCUUGAGCCACUACGGGAUUCCACCACUCUGGAUUGCUACCACUGGGGUGCCACCAUUAUGAGCUGCAACUAUGGUAGCAUCUUGAGCCACCAUGAGAAGCCACCACUGUUGAAUGCCACCGCUGUGGGAUGCCACCACUCUGGGGUGCCACCACUAUGGACUACAACCAUGGUAGCAUCUUGAGCCACUACAGGAUUCCACCACUCUGGAUUGCUACCACUGGGGUGCCACCAUUAUAGCUGCAACUAUGGUAGCAUCUUGAGCCACCAUGAGAAGCCACCACUGUGGAAUGCCACCGCUGUGGGAUGCCACCACUCUGGGGUGCCACCACUAUGGACUACAACCAUGGUAGCAUCUUGAGCCACUAUGGGAUUCCACCACUCUGGAUUGCUACCACUGGGGUGUCACCAUUAUGAGCUGCAACCAUGAAAGCAUCUUGAGCCACUAUGAGAAGCCACCACUAUGAGAUUGCACCAUAGGAUGCCAUCACUACGGGAUACAACCACAGUAGCAUCUUCAGCCACUGUGAGUGCUUGAGAUAUUUUGCAAAGCCUUGAACUAGCUUGAUAAGCCCUCACUUCUGCACAGACAGUGAUCAAACUAGUGCAUAUUCAUCUGUCUUGAAGUUUCUGUUUGAAUUCCCAUUAUGUAUGAGUGAUCCCUGCAGACAAUUUGACAAUAUUUUGUUUGGAGGGAUGUUACCAUUUCUGUUUUGUCUGAUUGUGUUGUGGGACUUUUUCAUUUUCCUUCCUUCCAAAAUGUGUGGUUGACUGAAUUUUGUAAUGUUCGUCAUGAACCAGCGAAGAAAUUGUAUGUGCAUUCGUUCUGUGUCUGACAAGUAAAUGUCUCCUUUGAGUCUUCAGUUACAGUAUAAAGAAAUGUGAUGUUUGAUAAAUGUAGAGGUCACUAACGAAGGUUUUGGUCCAAGUAUUUGUUCUAUGUUCUCUGAUCGAAUUUCCAUAAACAAGUGUCAGUACAACGACCUUGUCAGUUCUGUGAAUGGGUACGCUUUCAUUUAUAGGAAUACAUAUACCGUAAUUUACCACUGAAAAAUGCACAUCUACAUACAUCACAACUUCAAAAUUGACUUAAAACUUGGCUUGUACAUGUACUUUGCCUGCUUCAUUGUACUUUGAACAUGAGAUCUAAGUUGUUUUUCAUGAAAAAUGCCCAACCUAGAUUACAAAGUGAAUUUUUUUUAUAUUUCAUUGUCAGACAAGAAGUUACAUGUAUCUUAUAGGUAAACAUCAUGACCUUGUCACAGAUAUGCCUCAAUUUCAUGUAUCUGGGGAUUUCUUGGUGAUGUUAUCCAUUAUCUUGAUUUAUAUAUAACAUAUGAUCUGGUGUACAAUUUUCAUGCAUUGUCCUGAGUGGCCCUAUUCCAUCGGUCAGAAAUUGCUUACAUUGUUAUUUAUACAUUGACUUGGCGAGCUUUUAAAUUUGCUGAGACAUUCCCACACUUGACAGUGAUCCUGCCAUUUAGAAGGAUGCAUUGCAUCUUGUGGCAUUACUUAGAUGCCCUGUUUUUCCCUUGGGCAUGAUGGGAUAAUCUUAAGAUGACAGCUGGAGCCCAAAGCACUAUGAUUGUUUUUCUAUUUGGUUAGUAAUCCUUGUGAUAACAUUCUUGGUAGGUUUACAGUGUUGAAAUGAUUGAAAUGAGGUUAUAAUUUACAAGCUGCCUACAGGUUGCCAUUACAGGCUGACUGUCAUGCAAAAUUGUAAAUUACUUGUUUAAGGCCAUACCAGUUUUUGACUGCUUUUUUAUUUGCAAAGCAUGAGAGAGCUACAUGUAGCUAUAUUUCUAAUCCAAAACAAGAGUGCACACAUUCUUUUCAUAAUAUCAGAUCCCAAAUGUUUGUUUUUUUCCUUUUUUCCAUUACUGAUACAAGGUAACUACAUGUAUUAUAACAAGGCAAUUUGUUAAGUCCCAAGGACCAUAACAUUGUUCCACUCAUCAUGUCUGUUUUCCCUUGAGGUGCAUUUCCUUGAUCAUUAUAAUGGCAUGUGCAUCAUAGUCAGUUGCUGAUUCAGGGGUAGAACUCUUCCUCAAGCCUAUAGGCACACAUGUGCACCUGUGCAUCUAUUAAAUCAAAUUGAUGACUCAGCAGGGCACCGUAUGUUUGACUGGAGCUAAACUACUAAGUGCUUGUAUUUUGGAGAUAUGACCAUUUGCAUGUAAAUAUGUUUUCAAUUUUUGAGGCCAUUUUAUUAUGUUGUAAUCCUGAUUUUCAAAGAUAUGAUUUUUGAUGAUGCAAUACAAAGAAAGCAAUGUCAAGCCUUGAGCCACGUAUCUGUUAAAAGAUACCCUGGGCCAAUUUUUACUAAGCGUAAGUUAGAAUAACCACCCCAUCUGAAAUUUCCAGAAAAAAAAAUAUUGGUGUUCAACAGUUAACCGACAAACCACGAUAACAUCAAUAAAAGGGAAUCGAUAUGUAAUUGGGCUGCCAUUCGUGGCUUCCACAAAGGUCAUCCAUUGCAAGGAUACUUAAAUUGAAUCAGAAUUGUAUUUGUUUGAUUUUCAUUGAUGAUGUCAGAGUGUCUUUAAUGUACAUGACAUGUGACUGAACAGAAAUGUUCUUCAGAAUUAAUGUUAAAGAAAUUCAUAUGCUGCCUGUUCUAGCUGGAACAAAUUCUGUCACGUUUUGAAUGAUAUGACUCUUUUUCUGUGUAGCUUAUUACAGUUGUUCAUCAUUUUGGUCAAAAUUAAUUUGGGGACAUUUUAAUGUUUUUUUAAAUUAAAGUUGGAGUCAUAGACAGGAUGAAGAGGUCAUUUUGUAGAGUACCAGAAGUCUUGCUUAUAUUUCUAGUCAGCCAAAUAUAUAAAUUACUUUUUUCAACAGGUGCAAACUUAAACUGUCCACCUGGAUUAAUUAGCCAGCAAAUAUUUAACCAGACUUUGAUUCUAUGCUGUACUAUACUUUUGUUACAUGGAUGUGAUAUUCUUGGUAUAUAGGCAGGGUGCUAAGGUAAAAUAUAUUUAUUAGUCCGCAAAUAAAGUGUUACUUAUUCACUAUGUUACUUCACCUUCCAGAAGUUACGGUAGAUUUCUUCUCCCACAUGUACCUGUUUGGUUGGAGUUUAUUUUUUGUGACAUGGGGCGGUGUUUUUGUCAUUUAGGUCUAGGAACUCUGCUGGUAGUUGUAACUUUUGUAUUAUUACACUAUCCAUUCCAGAAAUUAUACAGUACUGUCAUACUAGUUUACUACAGUGGCACAAUUUAGUGAGUAUAACCACAAGACAUUUGUUGUAGUAUAAUAUGCCAUGUCAAACAGUUACAAAUUUGAUGCUUUAUAACUUACUAUAAUAGUAACAUCUAUCUUGUAAUUUAUUUCUAUUUGAUUUGUCAAGGUUUAUUCCCUUAUUUGGUAAAGGUUAUUCCUACCUGUAUGUUUUCACAGAGAGGGCCUUGUAACAGUUAACAGAUGGAGAUUUGUGAAAUUUUUUGUAUUAUUAUUUGAGAGCUUAUUAUAAAUUCAUUUUAAUUACUCUUACAAUUCCAGAAGAUAUGUUUGGCAUUCGUUUGAAGUGUGCAUUCAGAAGCAGGGUAUGUAGUCAAUUAAUACCAAUCGCAUGUAUGUUCUAAACUGGUAGAACUCUCAUGAGGGACAUUCAUUGUUAAUAACAUUAUUUGUUCAUUAGUUUUAAGUGAAAUUUUGCCACAACAAUUUUGCAGUGGGUAAAUUAAUUGACAAGUGGUUAUCCUCAUACUAGUUUUAAGAGCAGUGUUUACAAAAUAUGAAAUAUUAUUCCUUGAAAUUUUCAACAAAUAUAUAAUAUGUUGAAUUAUAAUUGGCCAAAUUUUGUACAUUUAGAAGGAAACUUUUAAAUGUUUGGAUGAAAUGGUUAUCAAAAUCAAAUUAUAAGAGAGGAAUUUACAUUAUAUGUACACAGGCUCUUGACAGACGGUAAAACCUUAUUUUCUUGUAACUAUUUCAUUUUAAAUUUCAGGGUUAUUACUUGCAGUUUUGGGGGUAAUUUUCAAUAGUAAUACAAGUUUGCAUGAUACCUGUAUGUAAUUUGGCAAGUGGUUAAUCUUAUAUCAUUUCAAUCACACACAUUCAUUGAUCGUCAAAAUUUCAACUGGUUUGCAUCAUUGAAAAAAUUAUCAGCGAUGGUUUGAAUAAUUGUAUGCAAUAAAAUGCGCAAUAUUGUAUUCAUAAGUUGCAUGAACAAUUAAAUUUUAUGAAAUAUUUGAAUAAAGUUUACUUAUACAUGUA
Messenger RNA from Acanthaster planci (crown-of-thorns starfish), 4991 nucleotides. RefSeq lists its product as uncharacterized. NCBI's taxonomy places the organism in Eukaryota, Metazoa, Echinodermata, Asteroidea, Valvatida, Acanthasteridae. Gene Ontology annotation, molecular function: protein binding. The record is from RefSeq and is a predicted model, not a curated record.